CACCGGAAAGACAGCACCUCGUGUAAACAUGACUUCCAAGCUGGCUGUGGCUUUCUUGGCAGUCUUCCUGCUUUCUGGAGCUCUGUGUGAAGCUGCAGUUCUAUCAAGAACUGCUGCAGAACUUCGAUGCCAAUGUAUAAGUACCCACUCUAAACCCUUCAAUCCCAGAUUGAUCAGAGAAAUGAGAGUGAUUGAGAGUGGACCGCACUGUGAAAAAUCAGAGAUCAUUGUAAAGCUUGUCAAUGGACAAGAGGUCUGCCUGGACCCCACACUACCGUGGGUGCAGAUUAUUGUGCAGAUAUUUUUGAAGAGAGCUGAGAUGCAAGAUGCAUUAAAAAAAACAACAACCCCUCCUUUAUGAUUUCCAAGAAUUCCUCAGUGAACAUGCCAAUGAAACUUCAAACAAAUCUACUUCUGUGCUUCGUGUACUAUGUGGGUCUGGUGUAGGGUUGUCCGAUAAAAUAUAGGAUGCCCAGUUAGAUUUGAAUUUCAUAAAAUAAUAAAUAGUUUUUUCAUUGUCUCAUGCAAUAUCUAGGACACACUUGUAUUGAAAACAGAAUUAUUCAUUGUUUACUUUAAGUUCAAAUUUAGCUGGAAAUCCUGUAUUUUGUCAUUGUUGUUGUUAAAUCUUGCAACCCUAGUCUGCUGGCCUGAAACCGUGAGUCCCUGCUCAACUAAGCCUCAGUUUCUUCUUUAAUCCUAAACCGAGAAAAAGCUUCCGCCACGAUCCUCUCUCACAGAGAUGUGAGGAUGUGUAGAAGCACUUUAACUUAUUGUCAUGGUCAUUUAAAUUAUUUUCGAGUGUAACUUAUUCACCUAUUUAUUAUUUAUAUAUUUAUUUAAGCAUCAAAUAUAAUAUUUAUGUAUGAAUUUGGAAAAGUGGAAAAGGAUGUAUUGUUGAUAGGAUAGUACAAUGAUGUUAGAGUGAUUUUAUAUUUAUUUUAAGUAUUAAAUGAUGUUACAUUAGAGAACUUUUGAUCAGCAAAAUUUAGCAAAAUUAAAAAAAAAAAAAAACCAGACAGGACACCCAGUUAAUUUUUAUUUCCGAUAAACAAUGAACAAUUUUUUAAUAUGAAUACAUCAUUGUUUAUCUGAAAUUUUAAUUGAACUGCCAAUACUGCUUUUGAGACUCCUGGUGUUGUCACCACCAGCCCUGUUACGCAGUGCUGUGUUGAAUUGCCAGAAUCCUGAGUUAAGACUGUCUUUUCUCAAAACAGCAAAAAUUCACCAGGCAAUAUUAACAAAGUAAUUUCUUGCUGGUUAAAACUUAUUUAUUAUGUACAAAUAGAUUCUCAUAAUUUAAAAAGAAAUAUUGUGGUUUUUAAUACUGACUUUAUUUUUUUUCCUUUAAGAUGCUUUUAUGUGUUCCCAAAGAGAUUUUUUUCUACUGUUUUUGAUAGCAUGAAAUUAUAAAUGUAACUUUAAAACUUUUAAAAUAAACUUUACUG
Molecule: messenger RNA, 1448 nt
Organism: Diceros bicornis minor
Lineage: Eukaryota; Metazoa; Chordata; Mammalia; Perissodactyla; Rhinocerotidae
Gene: CXCL8
Product: C-X-C motif chemokine ligand 8
Exons: 4
Coding region: 29-361 (110 amino acids)
Biological process (GO): neutrophil chemotaxis; cellular response to lipopolysaccharide; inflammatory response
Cellular component (GO): extracellular region
Molecular function (GO): CXCR chemokine receptor binding; chemokine activity
Source: RefSeq, a predicted model, not a curated record